AUGGCGGCUCCCUUGUCCGAGCGGCUCUUCUCGCUGGAGCUGCUUGUAGACUGGGUGCGUCUUGAAGCCGGGCUGCUGCCGCCGCCGCCGCCCGUGGCCGAGGUGGAGGAGGACGACGAGGAGGAGGCAUCGCCACCACGGCUGUCGCGCGACCUGUGCCCCGCAGUGGCCUUCCGCCUGCUGGACUUCCCAACGCUGCUGGUUUACCCUCCCAACGGCCCCGGCGCCCCAGCUCCGGAACCCCGGCCCGGCCUGGUCAGCUUCGGUCGCGGCAAGUCCUGUCUCUUCCGCCUGUACCCCGCCACCCUGCACCGCCUGCUCCUUCGGACGCCGCUUUACACUUUGCUGCUGCAGCUGCCCCCCGGGCGCCCAACUCCUGCCCCGCAGCUCCUGGGUGCCUGUAGCAUCUCUCUGGCUGCCGCCGCCCACAAGGUCCUGGGACAGGCCGCCGCCUCCGGCCGCUCCCACGCUCAUCGAGGAAGUUUCCCUCUGCAUAACCAAGUCGGGGAGGGGAUUGGGGACAUUGCCCUGGGCUACCGCUUGACUGAUUUGGGAAGCAGCUUGUUGGGCCAUCUCGAGCGGCCAGUGGCUACCGCGGGAGGUGGGGUGGAGCGUGUAGAGGUCAGUUCCCAAACCCCACGGGAGAAACAGCAGCCAAACUCGGGGCCAAGACCCAGGGAUGCUGCUAAGUCUCUUGUGAGUUUAAAAAUCCCAAAGGCACAGAAGGAUUUGAAGGAAGUAGCUUUCGGUGAUAAGACCAACUCUCUUAACACAGUUUCUGUGGAGCACAGCAAAACCAGCUCUAUUUGUUCAGAUUCUAGUGGUGGGAGGAGCGUUAGCCCCCCAAAUGAGGAAGUCACAGAGUUGGACAUCGAAGCCAACAUAUUUUGCCCUCCUCCUCUGUAUUACACUCAUUUGACCCAAGGAACGAUGCCCCCUGUACAGGGUACAAUCACCAUUAAGCCUCAAAUAAAUGCACCUGAGGAAUCGGACGGUGUUUCCCUGGAGGGAAAUCAUGUAGCUGUCCCAACACAUACUGAUUCUCUGAAACAUACUAAUUGUGGGAUACGUGGGGGUCCUCCAAAGCUCAUAAAUUCUCCGCAUGUUCAGGAUGUAGAAGCAAGCGAUCAAACUGCAUGUCCCCCGCAAACUGGACAAAGUAGAAUCGAUACAAUAAGGCAACUGCCUUUGUUAAACGCUUUGUUGGUUGAGUUGUCUUUGUUAUAUAACCAACCUAUGGCAAGCCCCGCUCAAAUACAUCCUCACUUAGCCUGGUUAUAUAGAACUGAGGAAAAGAAGUCCCCAGAAUCUUCUGCCAAAUGCACCUGUAAAUCUGAAUCUAAGAAGGGUAAGCUUUCUAUGGUGGAAAAUGACAAGUCAGCGAAUCUCCAGUGUAAAAAGAACCAAGUUGAAACCCUCAAAAAAGGUAAAUAUUUCAAAAAGAACAGUGGUAGCUCCCCCAAAAGGGUUCCAAGGGGGAAGCUGCUUUAUGGUUUAACAAAUACACUGAAACUACGUUUAAAGCAAACAAAUCCUGGCAUGUUGGUAGUACAUGAAAGAAGAGAACAGUAUAGAAAAACGCAAGCACAAAUGUUGGGUGCAAAACUCAGAAUUCCAUCAUCCAAAUUUAAAGUAUUAAGCUUUGCCGAGCCACCUCAGAAGCCAGGUCAACUGCCUAAAGAGAAGUGUUCGGAAUCAAAUGCAUCUUUUGCUGAAAACAGUGAUACCUCAAAGCAAAUCAGUGGUAGUUUUGAUGACCCCAGCACAGCUAAAGAAACUAAGCUGAAAUGUGCAACUGAAAGAACAGUAGAGUGUGGUGCACACAGAACAAAUAAUGGUUUGUUGGAAGAAAUCAUGAGUCCUCCGAACUCCAUCGUCCCAGAAAGGUUUACUCAUGCAAGUAUUUUGGAAGGAGAAAUGGGAAGGAAAACCCAAAGUCCGUGUGUUUUCCAGCAGGCUGCAGUUGACAAAAUUGUAGUAGAUAAAGAAAUAGAGGAUAAACGCGUCAAAGGCACUGAUGAGGACAUUCUCACUGAUGAUAUGAGUGAAAAUAAACCAAGUAGAAAUAGUUAUUCUGAAAGCAUCUCAGAACUAAAAUAUUCAGAUGACUUCACCAGCCCUUGUUUUUCUGAAGAGAUCUCUACCAGUGAGGACACUAGCAGAGUUUUACAAGCUCAUGACAGCAGUCUAGCAGCAGAAAAUCCAAAGCAUAGUCAAGACACAGGUAAGUCCAGUGAAGCAAGACUGUCCAUAAGAAAAAACAGCAGCGAAAAGAGUUCUAUUCUUAGCCCACCUUUUUCAGCCGGAUCACCAAUACACUCACAUAAAAGAUCUCACAUUUCAAGGAUUCCAGCUAAACGCUUGGAGGAAGAUUCUAGUAUCUCUGCCAGUGAUUUAUCUGUAUCACAGUGGACUGAGGAAACAGAAAACCCAAUAGAUCGAAACAGUGUGCAGAGUUCUAAAGUUAUUAAAACAAAAAUUGGUUGCAAGUCUUCAGAAAAAAGCCAGUCACCUCGGACAUCUCAAGUGAGUUCUUAUCUGCCAUCUAAUUUAUCAGAACUAGAACUUAAUGUCCUGGAUAGCAGCACACCAGAUCACUUUGAGGAAGAUGAUGAAGUUGGUUCACUAAAUAUUUCCAAGCAAUGCAAAGAUAUUUGCGAAUUAGUGAUAAAUAAACUUCCAGGAUAUACAAUGUGAAAAUAUGUGCUUUUAAAAAAUAUUUCAUUUUUUUAAGAACCUA
Molecule: messenger RNA, 2740 nt
Organism: Hyaena hyaena (striped hyena)
Lineage: Eukaryota; Metazoa; Chordata; Mammalia; Carnivora; Hyaenidae
Gene: MAP10
Product: microtubule associated protein 10
Exons: 1
Coding region: 1-2697 (898 amino acids)
Biological process (GO): positive regulation of cytokinesis; mitotic spindle midzone assembly; cytoplasmic microtubule organization
Cellular component (GO): centrosome; cytoplasmic microtubule; midbody
Molecular function (GO): microtubule binding
Source: RefSeq, a predicted model, not a curated record